UACAGAUAAAUAUACAUGAAUAUAUCGUACCGUGUGCAAUUAUUUGUAUUUUCUCGGGUCAAAGUCCGAAAGUUUGGUUAUAACAACUCCAUCGAACGUCAACGACAGUACGAAAAACAAUGGCAAUGCAGUGCUUGAGAUUACUUGCAAAUAAUGUGUCCAGAGGUGCAUGCAUUGUCAAUGUCAGCCGACACAUUACCUCGCAUUCUAUGCUGCCAGACACACAUAAAAUGUUGUACAAAACAUGCAGAGACUUCGCCGAGGAGGAAUUAAAACCUAUCGCAGCAGAGUCUGAUAAAAAACAUCUUUUUCCAAAGGAGCAGAUCAAGAAGAUGGGCGAACUGGGUCUUAUGGGUUUAUGCAUCCCUGAAGCACUAGAUGGAACAGGACUAGAUUAUUUGGCUUAUGCUAUAGCUAUGGAAGAAAUCUCUAGAGGUUGUGCAAGUGCUGGAGUUAUAAUGAGUGUGCAAAAUUCCCUCUUCUUAGGCCCUAUAGACGCAUUCGGGACUGAUACACAGAAAGAAAAAUACAUUGUUCCCUAUAUGAGCGGUGAGAAGAUCGGCUGUUUUGCUCUCAGUGAACCAGGUAAUGGGUCUGACGCUGGUGCAGCGUCUACCACUGCCAAAGCGGACGGCAGCGUUUAUACGAUUAACGGUACCAAGUCGUGGAUAACAAAUGCGUUCGAAGCCAGUGCAAUAGUUCUCUUUGCGACGACUGACAAAUCCAAGAAGCACCAAGGUAUAAGCGCUAUCCUAGUGGACAGUCCGACAGCAGGCCUGAGCCUGGGUAAGAAAGAGGACAAAUUGGGUAUACGAGGUAGCAGCACUUGCUCCCUGAUCUUCGAGGACUGUGAAGUGCCGCAAGAUAACACUUUAGGCAAACCAGGGAUGGGCUUUAAAAUCGCAAUGAUGGCUCUAGAUGCUGGCAGAAUAGGAAUCGCUGGACAAGCGUUGGGCAUAGCUCAAGCAUCCUUGGAUUGCGCAAUGGAUUAUGCGUCCAAACGCCAAGCCUUCGGCCAGUCGAUCAUCAAGUUGCACACGAUUCAACAAAAAAUCGCUGAUAUGGCUCUAAAAUUGGAAAGUUCAAGACUGUUGACGUGGCGAGCGGCUCAACUUAAGGAUAGUGGUAAACCGUACACAAAGGAAGCCGCUAUGGCCAAAUUGUCAGCAUCGGAAACCGCCACAUUCUGCGCUCAUCAGUGCUUACAGAUUCUGGGAGGGAUGGGAUACGUGUCGGAUAUGCCGGCGGAACGUUAUUACAGGGACGCGCGUAUCACGGAAAUCUAUGAAGGCACAUCGGAGAUCCAGAGACUUGUGAUCGCUGCGAAUCUCAUCAAAGAGUACGGCCUCAAUUGAGAUCGCACGACUCACUCACGAUAACAAGUGUAAUACGAACCGCGUACAUGUGUGAAACUCUCAUAUUUAACAAAACGAACGACGAAGUCGUGGAACAAAGACGGACUCCAUUAAAGUUACGAGCUUGUUUGAACGACACAGAUGUGCCUUAUUUCGAUCGGUUUUCUCUCGUCGAUAAAAUGGUGAAUAAAUACGUGCCCAUGUUUCUCUGUUUUCUCGUAUGUGUCUGAUACAUUGAGUACAAAUACUAUGUGCACUGUCGCGACUACCACUGUUCGUACAUGAAUACGAAGAUAAAAGCUACCUUAGACUACAUGCCUUCCAACGAGAAAAUACAGAGAAUACAUUUACUUUGUGCAAAUGACAGUUAAAUUAUAUACUUCUCGUUACUGUUCUUCAAUCUUUAAUCGUAUAUUUAAUUAUAUGUAGAUCCUAUUACUAGGUGAGAAUGCUGCUGCGAUUCCAACCCAUUAAAAGACUACUUUACUCUCAUUUCAUUCUAGGAGUCAAUUCAGUGAAAAUAAAUGUAAUUAUUUUCAAAAUAAACUUUAAAAUGUCUCGUAUAUAACGAGCUUUGCUCUUGUUAUGAAUGAGAUAGUUACAAAAUUAUCUUUUUUUGUCACAAUAUUUUUUUACAUACUGAAGAAAAAAAAUUAAAAUUUAAGAAUGAUCGCAUAGUCUGUAACAGGUUACGAGCAGCGUUCCAGAAUACUUUGUCGGUUGUACUAAGAGAUCCAUUGGAAUGCAAAAGAAACAUUUAUAUAUAUGUAUACUUUGAAUUUCAUUGUGUAUGCCUCUUUCUUUUUAUAUAUAUACAAUAACGCACUCUUUCGCCGUUCACCCACUGUCACCAAUAUUGAAAUAGCCUAAACUCUGCUUCUCUACAUAUGUGUGUAUAUGUAUAUCGGUGUGAGCACUUUACAUAGAAUACAUCAUCUCCCCGUCCUCAGUAAACAAUUUAGAGUGUAAUAUGUUAAUAACAUUAUUGUUAGCAUCGCAGUAUAAUUAAAAAAUCCAUCAGUUUGGUCCUAACUCUUUAGGGAAUAGGUACAUAUACACGUCUCGCGCUCGUUGAUAACGAACAUAAUGAAAGAAUAGAGGAACAUUAUAGAUUGAAAUCUACCGUAGUACCUUGCCUCGUGGGAUCGUAGAGAGAUCCCAUGAAAUAACAAUAGAUAUACAUUUAAGAUCCUUAGAAUUUUUCAAAUCGAUCCUCCUGAUCACAUAUACACUUUCGUAGAAUUGAGAAAAUACUCUCGAGCUUUCUUUCGAAAAUACACAAUCUAAUACAUCACACUUUCAGUUGAAAUAAUAGUUCGAGAUACAGAUCAUUAAUAUGCAACAUUUAGAUUUUCAAUUGUACAUUAAUAUAUUAAACUGUGGA
Mycetomoellerius zeteki is the source of this 2739-nucleotide messenger RNA. RefSeq names its product Activator-recruited cofactor subunit 42 (gene Arc42). The record is from RefSeq and is a predicted model, not a curated record. Gene Ontology annotation, molecular function: flavin adenine dinucleotide binding; short-chain fatty acyl-CoA dehydrogenase activity. Gene Ontology annotation, biological process: butyrate catabolic process; fatty acid beta-oxidation using acyl-CoA dehydrogenase. Bases 120 to 1355 code for a protein of 411 amino acids. Gene Ontology annotation, cellular component: mitochondrion. The transcript is spliced from 6 exons. Lineage: Eukaryota; Metazoa; Arthropoda; Insecta; Hymenoptera; Formicidae.